This is a messenger RNA of Culex quinquefasciatus (southern house mosquito), 563 nucleotides long. RefSeq names its product histone H2B. Gene Ontology annotation, molecular function: structural constituent of chromatin; DNA binding; protein heterodimerization activity. The record is from RefSeq and is a predicted model, not a curated record. NCBI's taxonomy places the organism in Eukaryota, Metazoa, Arthropoda, Insecta, Diptera, Culicidae. The transcript has 3 exons. The coding region runs from base 182 to 562 and encodes 126 amino acids. Gene Ontology annotation, cellular component: nucleosome.
UUUGCGCCGGUUAUCCCAAACCUCAUCAUUCGCUUUUUGUUGCAAACGGCAAAGCGAACAAAAGGGGCGGAGCAUACGUUAACGCGUUUUGCGCACAAAACCAGUGAACCGUGUCAAAAUUUCAUCAUUUCUCGUUGGACCAGCAAGGAAGACACAUCGCACCGAAAUUCUCCAAGUCAUCAUGGCACCGAAGACCGUUGCGGAAAAGGCGUCUGCUGCUGCCGGCAAGACUAAGAAGGCGCUUUCGAAGACGGACAAGCCGAAGAAGAGGAAGUCCAGCCACGAGGAGCAUUUUGGAACGUACCUGUACAAGGUGUUGAAGCAGGUCCAUCCGGACACUGGCAUCUCGACCGAUGCCAUCAACAUCAUGAACAGCUUGAUGAACGACAUCUUCGAGCGGUUGGUCAGAGAGGCGGCGUUACUGACGCGCUACAACUCGCGGAAGACCUUGACAUCCCGGGAGCUCAACACCGCCGUCCGAUUGGUACUGCCCGGGGAGCUGGCUUGGAAUGCCGCAUCCAAGGGGUUGAAGGCCUUUACCAAGUACACCACUUCGAAGUGAA